Molecule: messenger RNA, 1782 nt
Organism: Alnus glutinosa
Lineage: Eukaryota; Viridiplantae; Streptophyta; Magnoliopsida; Fagales; Betulaceae
Exons: 4
Coding region: 1-1782 (593 amino acids)
Source: RefSeq, a predicted model, not a curated record
AUGGGAGACAACACGGAAGGAAAUCCCAACGUAAAUGUGGAGCAGCCAAGAGCGGAAAAUGUGGACUACACUAGAUCACUCAGGGAUUUAUUUGCACCCGUUGCGACGAACUCUGCGUCAUGUAUAGUUUUGCCACCCACCAAUGCCACCCACUUCGAUCUAAAACCGCAUGUCAUCACACUCUUGCCCUCAUUCCAUGGCUUAGAUCUCGAAAAUCCUUACAGCCAUGUAAAAAAGUUCAAAGAUAUCUGUGCUACUUUCAAAUUUCAGAACUUUUCUGAGGAAUUUGUACAUCUUAGACUUUUUCCAUUCUCUCUUCACGAUAGAGCCAAGGCAUGGCUGGACUCAAAUAUGCCUGGUUCUAUCACAUCUUGGGAUAACUUGCUAAACAAGUUUUACAACAAAUUUUUCCCAAUGUCCAAGUGGGAUUUUUCAAGCUAUAGGGAUAGAUCAGCUCGCAUCCAAAAGAAGGGAGGCAUCUAUGAGGUGAAGGAAGAUGUGGAGCUAAAGAUGAAGUUAGAUGCCCUUACUAAGAAGGUCGAUGCCCUCGUCGUAGGGAAAUCCAUCAAUGCGGCGAACCCAUUCCAUGUGGAUUGUUGUUCCAUCUGUGCUAGUCCCAUUCACUCGGCACAGACUUGUCCUUCUUUGCCAACGUUUGUUGAGUCAUCACUGGAACAAGUCAAUGCUUUCAAUGACUUUAGGAAGCAAUCCAAUGGACCAUUCUCUGAGACUUACAAUCCUGGGUGGCGAAACCAUCCUAAUUUUUCGUGGAAGCAGAAUCAACCAAUGAAUCAAGGGGGGUCCCCUCAUCAAGCCCAUAAUCAAUACCCCCCUGGAUUCCAUCAAUCGGUUCAGGGUCGUCAAGUGCUGCCAGCACCAGCAUACCACGUUCCUACUCAAUCCCCAGCCUCUUCUUCACAUUCCACAUUAGAGGACUCUCUAAAAGCCUUCAUCCAGUUUUCUAACCAAACCAUCAGUGAAGUGAAGAAUGCCACAUUGGUGAACACCCAAUCUAUUAAUGAAGUGAAGAAUGCCACCAUGGUGAACUCUCAAGCAAUUGCCAAGAUGGAAGUUCAACUUGGGCAAAUGGCAAAUCAGUUGGGUGAGAGAGAGAAGGGAAAGCUUCCCAGCCAGCCCGUGCCAAAUCCAAGGUUGCAGUUUCAAGGAGGAGGUUCAUCCAAUGCGGUGCAGGGGCAAGAGCAUGUUCAAGCCAUUGUCUCACUUAGGUCAGGGAGACAAGUGGACAACCAAGUGGGUCUUUCUGAAGAGAACCUUGUUGUUGAACAAGAGCGAAGAAGCGGUGGCACGAAGGAGAAAGAUGUGGAACCAUCUACAGCCAUUGAUGAAACCCCUCCUAGGUCGUUUAUACCUAAGUUCUUGAAGGACUUGAUCACGGUGAAGAGGAAAACUAAUGUCCCGAAGAAGGUAUGUUUGACCGAGCAUGUCAGUUCGAUCCUGCAAUGCAAACUGCCUAUCAAGCACAAGGACCCUGGAUGUCCGACCAUCUCUUGCAUGAUAGGAGUUAGCCGUAUAGAGAAGGCUCUGCUAGAUCUUGGAGCAAGUGUCAACCUCCUGCCUUAUUCGGUUUACCUGCAAUUGGGGUUGGGAGAAUUGAAGCCUACCUCUAUGACGCUCCAAUUGGCUGAUCGGUCAGUGAAGGUACCACGGGGAAUCAUUGAGGAUGUUUUGAUUAAGGACAAGGGCCAUGAAGAUCUCUUUUGGCAACAUGACAGUGGAGCUGAACAUCUUCGACAUCAGCAAAUAGCCAUUAGAGACUACUGA